Molecule: messenger RNA, 219 nt
Organism: Ostertagia ostertagi
Lineage: Eukaryota; Metazoa; Nematoda; Chromadorea; Rhabditida; Trichostrongylidae
Source: the annotation of a GenBank genome assembly
AUGACAUUGCCCACAAAGCAGUACGCUAAUCAGGAAGAUAAUGAAAGCUAUAAAAAGCGAUGUUUGCAGAACGUGAAAUGCUGCGUCAUUCAUGAAGACGAGAAGCACGGCUAUGAUUACAGCAUCAUUGUGGAAGGCAGCGAUUUCCGUGAUGUACUUUCUCAGCCAGGAUUCGAUGGCCGUUUCACAAACUUCAGUAAUGCCCUUUUCGUUGCUUAA